CGACAAUGAGACCUGCAUGCUUUAAAGUAUUUGGUCAAACCAUUGAAUGGUUCAUAUGUGAAAUCCUUAAGACCAUAUCGUCAUCUAGAGAUUUCAGUUUCCUCAACGAUGCAGUGUGCCAAGUGUAGAUCAGGUCUUUUUUGGUGGUGGCGUUUUUGUCCAGAAUGCGGAGAAAAGGUCAUUAAACAACCGGAUCGAAACGAAGGAGGUAUUCAAGAAAAUGAAAUGAUACAAAAAGACGAGGUUAUCAAGCUUCUGGAAGAUAUUAACCAAAGUGACGUUCCGAAACUGAUGCUAAUGCUAGAAGCGAAAUACAAUGAAAUGGACAAUACUAUGAUAAAAGUGGCAUUGGUCGGCCCAACAGGAAGUGGAAAAUCAAGUCUUAUUAAUGCUUUAAGAUGCAUUAAGGACGACGAAAAAGGUGCUGCAAAAACCGGAUGCACUGAAACAACAAAAGAACCGACAGGCUAUCCAUUCCCAAAUCACAAGAACGUGCAACUCUGGGACAUGCCGGGUGUUGGGUCGAUAAACUUUACAAAAGAUGAUUAUAUAGAAAGAAUGAAAUUUGAAGAUUUUGAUUUCAUUUUGCUCGUGACAAGCACGCGUUUUACUGCGGAUGAUGCAUGGUUGGCAAAUAACAUCAAAGCUAAAUUUCCCGUCGCCAAAAUAUUUUUCAUAAGAACGAAAAUUGAAAACGACAUUAGAAACAUAAAUGGUGGAAGAAGGAGACCUAUGACUGAAAAAGAAAAACAGGACUUACUCGACAAAAUUAGAAGAGAUUGCACGGAUAACCUUAUUAGAAGUGAUUGUAGGGAUCCCUGUAUUUUUCUGUUAGAUAAUCAUAGAAUAUACGAGUACGAGUUUCGAAAGUUUCUUGACACGCUUUUACAAACUCUCUCAGGUUUAAAGAAAAAUAUUCUAGUUAUGGCGAUGAGUAUCAUCACUGAAAUUAUAGUUCCACUAAAGAUCCAACGACUUCGAGAGAGAAAAUCGGAGGUCAGCAAACUAGCAGCUAAGGUGGUCGUUACUAGGAAAACAAAAGAAGAAGGCCAUCCUGAAUUAGAUAUUCUUAAGGCUGAAAUAGACUUAUAUAUGGAGCAACUUGGUAUUAACAAACAAUCUGUGAACAAAUUUGUGGAGCUAUUUGAUGCGAAUACUGAUGAUGUUGAACAAUCACUUGCUUUGGUCAUAUUAUACACGCAAACAACUUUUAAUUACUAUAUCAAGUUGCAAGACACACAAGCCCCAUCGUUUUGGUUUCAUUUACCCAUCAUAGGCAAAUGGUUGGCUUUGAAAGAACAUCAAACAGAAUGUUAUAAUAUCCUUGACACCAUAUUGGAAUGUUGCAUUAAAGGAAAUAAACAAAUCUUUGAAAUGGUCGAACAAUUCGCAAAAGGUUCUACGAGAGGCGCCAAAAUUAUAAUUGAACAAAAUCUCUAUUCACGUUUAGACAGUACCGCAUGAAAAGAAACGUACACAUUUAUUUAACUCUAUCAUGUACAAUCAUAAUCUUGAUGUUUCAACAUUAAUGUUCGUCAUUUAUAGCAUGAUGCGUCGAAAAAUUAGUGAUAAAGUUGAAGGGGUAGUUGUUGGACUUUUGAAGACUAAACACACAUAUAGGAGUAUUCAAAAUGAGUUGAAAGCAAUGGGAUAUUUUAUUUCCUUUGGCUCCAUCAAGAAUAUUCAUGAUAAUAUUGGAUAUCCACGCCAAAAUAUCAAUGCUGGCCAUCUUAUGCCAAAGUUUAGUUUUCGUCGAAAUGUGGCCACACCGAACGUCAUCAGGAAAAUCAAUCGUAUGAUCGCCAAAGUUAAUCCACCGACCCAACGUGAGAUGUCGUCUAUGUUAGGCAUCUCUAAAGGUACUGUAUAUAACAUUAUCACAAAAAUAUUGGAAGUGUAACGUGAUUACCGUUUCUUCGGGAUGUAUGCAAUGGCCACAAACACCAUUGGUAUUUUUCAACACACGGAUUUUCCUUGGGCUUUCCACACGUUUAAUUAGAUACUAAACUUCCUCAAUUUAAACUGGAAUCAAUGAAUAAAUACACUAUUAAUGAUUAAUAAUUUUUGUUUUAUUCGAUGGUGGACGUUUAAUCACUUUACAAGCCGGUUUCGUAUGGCAUGUGUGACUUGGGUUGACUUGGGUUGACUUGGGUCGACUUGGGUUGACUUGGGUCGACUUGAAAUGAUUUGGGUCGACUUGGGAUAUCUUGGGUCGACUUGGGUUGACUUGGGAUUUCUUGGGUUUGCUUGGGGCGACUUGGGUCGACUCGGAUGUCUUAGGUGACUUGGGUCACCUCGGAUGUCUUACACCUAUAGCAACGAGCCUGCAGUGUCCCCUGUUUGCGUUUUGCAAUGAAGACAAUCGGCCAGUGGAGUACAAGCGACACUAAGCAGCUUGACUUCGGCUGACCUACGAGACCUGACACGUGCACUUACUUAUAUUUCCGAUGGAAACCUGUGACCCGGACUUAUAUAUGAGUCUCAAGCUUACCCAGCAAGCUAUGGUAUGUUAUGCGCAAAGUUGCCUGGGUCACCCCCACUCAAAGGCAUCCAAAGUCACAGAUACUUCCAAUGGUAUAUGGUCUCUAAUCACUGCAACGUAUUAAACGUUGUGAUCUUUUCGGCAAUCGAACGCAGACGACCUACUCCCAGAAGAGCAGCGCUUUAUAUACUGAUAGUUCACGUGACCCGUUUGCUAAAGACACCACCCUACUAUUUUAUUUCAUGAGAACACAACCCUACCGUUUCAAACAGUAAUUGUAGAAUACUGUGACUAUAUUAUGUAACAUAUAUUGUGCAUCUUUAUAACAGACUUGUUUUAUUAAAUCAUAUAACUAUGUACAUACAAUGAUCAAUCCAAAAUGCACAUGCUAUUUGCGUGGAACUUACCGAAAAGUCAAAAACUUGCACACGGGAAACGUACUUUCGUUUUAAUAUACAUAUUGGGAAUGAACUCAAAGAAUAAUGAACCUAAAGGAUAAUGUAUCGGCAAAAAUAUUGGUUUCUAAUAAAGCAGGAUUUUGUACCAAAAAGUCUUGAAAUCAAAUAGUCCAGUGGCGUGAUGCUCGUCAUAUAACUCUAAAGUACGUGGUUCGAUUAUCUUUUUUAACCGAUUUAUUAAUUGUAUUAUUGUUUCAUAUUCAUUAACAUUGUAUUGUUUAUCUUGAAAUAAAGGUCAAUUAAGAAUAGAAUUUUUCCUUCACUAUGUGUUUUAAAUUAGUUUUAAUCAUGUUCGAAAGUACACAACAAAUAAUUCAA
Molecule: messenger RNA, 3258 nt
Organism: Dreissena polymorpha
Lineage: Eukaryota; Metazoa; Mollusca; Bivalvia; Myida; Dreissenidae
Product: interferon-inducible GTPase 1-like
Exons: 4
Coding region: 109-1464 (451 amino acids)
Cellular component (GO): membrane
Molecular function (GO): GTP binding
Source: RefSeq, a predicted model, not a curated record